UAUGCGCAAGUGUUGCUCAACACUUGCAGCGACGUCACAGCUCAUACAACCACGUUCAACUCUUCCGCAACAUGAUGGUGUUCGUGAAAAUAUCUCAAGCGAAAAGAACACCAAUUAAAAAAACACUACCGAAUACAGAUAUAUGCCGUUAUAAAUUGUAAACGCGGUCGUAUUUAGUAUUUUUUAUCGCUUUACAAAGAACUCUCCUCACUUUAGGGCAGCGUUAGCAUAUUAGCCGUCCAGUACUACAUUAAGAUUCCGAAUCUAAAUAGUUUCGUGAUAGUUGUUAUUAUUCAGUAUUAUGUUUUUCAACAUGAUAUAUGAUCGAUAAUGUUAUUGUGUCGGUCACGUGUUUCUGAACAUGGACAGCGUCGGUAUUUAGAAGUGCUAAAGUUAGUUAGCCAGCUAGCUGACGAAACUGAAGUGCUAUGCAUCAACUUGUUUCUGCUCCGCAAACCGGUAUCACAACAAACCGAGACGUUAAGUUAAACUUCAGCUUUCGGGUUACUGACAUUGUUACUGAGUCCGUCAGUUAGUUAUUAAAUGAGUUGAAAGCCCUUGUACAUGGGCAAUGCACAAUGUCGAGGUUUCUCCUGAGCCUGGUAAUGCUAGGAUGUAAUGUUGCUGUCAAGGAUGUUCAUGCAUUUGAUGAAUCGAUCACGAGACUUUGGAAUGACAGACCAGGAGAACGGUGCUUAGGGAGGGUGGAGGUGCGUCAUGGGCAUCAGUGGGGAACUGUUUGCCAGCGGGGUUGGGAUAUGGAGGAUGCCGCGGUGGUUUGUAGAGAGCUCGACUGUGGCUUUGUGUUGGAUGUCCCGAAUGGCGCUCGGUUCGGACGGUCCAGCGGAGAUGUGUUGUGGAGGAAUGUGAAAUGCUCGGGCGACGAGUUUGCCCUUGACCUUUGUGAACGCACCCUCGAUGAGGGAUUGUGUUCACAUAAUGAAGAUGCUGGAGUGGAGUGCACAGGUAAACUUCCUGUGCCUACCUUGUCUAUUCACUCUCGGUUCUACGCCUAUGCAGCCGGAGAGGCUGUUCACUUUAAAUGCACCGCCCCAUACUGGCAGUCUGUCAUUGACUUCCAUCUGUACAAAAGAGGUGUGAGCACUCCACUGGUGACCCAGCGAGCUGAUCCCAGGCAGAUGACGGUGGAUCUGAUCCUGUCAGACCUGGAAAUCUCUCACCAGGGCAGCUACAGUUGUCUGUACGGGAUUCACAGCAAAGUGGAUAACUCGCCCUCAGGAAACUCUCCACAUAGCAACUUUAUCAACAUCACAGUCUUGGAAAUUCACACUCCCCAAAUUUGGUACAACACCUCUCCUGAAGCUCGGCCAGGUUGGGUCAUCCGGGGACACAGCUUUAACGUCACCUGCUCCGCUCAGCCACAGUACCCGGGAGGUUCUUUCCAGCUGCGGCUUAUCAGACCCAAUGGGACCGUCCGUCACUCGUUGCCAGCCCUUUCUCCAUCAGUCACUUUCACCUUUUCCAAUGCCCAAUCUAAUAAUGAGGGUUACUACUGUUGCCUAUACAAGGUUCAGACCGGGGAGCGGACAUUUGUCUCUAGAGAGAGUCAGCCUUUACCCAUCUCAAUACGGGAAGUGGAUCCAGUAUUGAGCCCGGUGGUAAUCAGUUUAGUGGUGUCUGGUCUGACGUUUGUGGUGGCAACGUGUGCCAUUCUGAUUGUUGCCAAAGUGUACUGCAAGAGAGUAAGGAAACCCACGGAACUGGAAAGAGAGAGCAGGACCUGUGUUGACAAUACAUACAUUGCCUUGACAAUCAAGUAAUGGGCAUGUGGAAAAAAGAGGUUUCCCUAAACUGGUCAUGCUGUGUCUACCUGAAGUUUAAGUGACCCGUCUAAACGAAACUAAACACGGGGCUUAAAGUUUAUCGAUCCACAGAAAUCACUGUUUUUCACAAUUUGUAAUUUUCUGUUGUUUACAAUGGCAUUGUCAUUGGUUAGGGGUUUUCUUUUUCAAAAAUGGAGAUGGGAUCAUUUUGCUGUCUGUAAACGCUGACAUCACUAGACAAAAAAAGGAUGAGACACUAAAAAACUCUUGCACUAACAAGGUUAAAAAGGGCUGUUUUUGGGGGUACCGUAUGUUUAACCUCUUAUGAGGGCUUCCCAAAUUGUUGCAGGUAAAGACUCUAAAACUGUGAAAUGUUUCUCUUUCAAGUACUCUCGGAGAGCCUUUAUAAUUUAAAAUGAUUUAUUUAUUUUUUGUACUACAAUUGUUUUUAAAGACUUUGUGUUAACAUUGUUUGGUUAAUCAUCAUGGACAGAUAGCCCCAGAACAACCUUAUAUGAUCACAUUUUUCAUUAUAUUUCUACAUUUUAAUGUAUGUCUUGUUUGUCCUUUAUAUGAAAAUGAGCCCUCUGAAUCACCAAAUAUGAUGCUGGAUGCUAAAACUGAGGAGAGGGCAAACUUUUCAACACAGAACACUGGAUAUUAUUAUUAUUGUGCACAUGAGAGACGUACUGAACAAAGAAACAGGAACACUAUAUACACUCCAUUUAUAACAAAGAAAACCAAGUUUGUUUAGCUGGUAGAUUUGAAAUGAAUAAGCCAGAUAAACGUAUUUCAUUUUCAUGUAAAAAGCCCUGCUGUUGAUGCUGUAACAUCCAAGUUGUGCAAUUUGUAAAAUCAAUGGUUCUUUUGUUGUGCUCUUUAGUUGUAUUUUUGGUACGUCGAAGAGUUUUUUAUUUUACCAUUAAAAAGUUUACAGUUUUGAUUA
Messenger RNA from Misgurnus anguillicaudatus (oriental weatherfish), 2730 nucleotides. The record is from RefSeq and is a predicted model, not a curated record. Lineage: Eukaryota; Metazoa; Chordata; Actinopteri; Cypriniformes; Cobitidae.